This is a messenger RNA of Pseudomassariella vexata, 2148 nucleotides long. RefSeq names its product ATP-dependent DNA helicase recQ. The transcript is spliced from 3 exons. Gene Ontology annotation, cellular component: cytoplasm; chromosome; nucleus. The coding region runs from base 1 to 2148 and encodes 715 amino acids. NCBI's taxonomy places the organism in Eukaryota, Fungi, Ascomycota, Sordariomycetes, Amphisphaeriales, Pseudomassariaceae. Gene Ontology annotation, molecular function: ATP binding; nucleic acid binding; four-way junction helicase activity. The record is from RefSeq and is a predicted model, not a curated record. Gene Ontology annotation, biological process: double-strand break repair via homologous recombination.
AUGGACGAGUACGACUCGGGAGACGAUCUAUUUGCAGACGUCAACACUGACGCGCUUGUGCACUCUAAUAAGAGACCCGGCUCUACGGACGCAAAAUGCAGUGGCGAAGAGGCGAAUUCUAGCAAACGGGUCAAGAUUGAGCACGCGAUAAAUGACGCCAAUCUUGCAGCCAUUGCACGGAAAAUCCUACGUGACAGGUUCGGGCUUGACGCCUUUCGCCAUGAACAGGAGAAGGCCAUCCAAUCCAUACUGAGAGGUCAGAAUACUCUUGUCAUUUUCCCCACUGGAGCCGGCAAGUCGCUUUGCUACCAGAUUCCUGCAUUGGCAUUCGAACAUAUCGACGAGGACAAUCUAAUCAUGAGACCAGAAGGACCUGGUAUCACCCUCGUGGUUUCACCCCUGAUUGCCUUGAUGAAGGACCAGACAGAUGCGCUAAAGCGGAGAGGAAUUCCUGCUGAAUGUUCAGACUCGACGAAAACCUACGAGCAGCAGCAACAAAUCAGCGGAGACAUCCGAGCAGGUCGACUGAGACUUCUUUAUUGCUCACCAGAGAAGCUCAACAACGAAGGCUUCGUCGAGAGCAUGAAAUAUGUGCCUGGAGGGGUAAGACUCCUCGCCAUAGACGAGGCUCACUGUAUUUCCGAAUGGGGUCACUCCUUUCGACCUGACUACCUAAUGGUGGCCAGAUUCGCCGAGGAGAUCAAGGCAGAGAAGGUCAUCUGCCUGACUGCUACUGCCACGCCGAGGGUUGCAGAUGAUGUUUGCAAAGCAUUCAAGGUGGAUGAGUCGAAUGUGUUCCGUACUUCGCCUUAUAGACCCAACCUCCUUCUGGAGGCGCAGGCAACGAAAACGAAACAGGACAAAUACCCACUGCUGUUCAAAUUCUUGGAAGAAAACCCUGGGUCUACCCUUGUCUACGUUACGCUCCAGAAGCAGGCGGAAGCGCUUGCUCAAGACUUGAAGGAACAAGGCUUCGAUGCAACACAUUUCCAUGCGGGUAUGAAAGUUGCUGAAAAAAUGGCUAUUCAAGACCGAUUCAUGUCAUCUAAGGUGCGUAUUGUCGUCGCUACGAUAGCAUUCGGAAUGGGGAUCGACAAGUCGGAUAUUCGAAAUAUUGUUCAUUGGGAUUUAUCAAGUACCGUGGAAGAGUACAGCCAGCAGAUUGGACGUGCUGGGCGAGAUGGACUCCCUAGCCACUGCAUGCUAUACAUGUGCCACGAGGACUUCUACAUCCGGGAGAAUUUCGCACGUGGCGACCUGCCGUCGCGGCAGUCUCUACGGGGACUACUUCGCGACAUCUUCCGACGGAAGGUCAUCUCAGCAGCAGAAGGCAACAUUUUGAAGCUUAGUCACUAUGGACUUUCUGAUACUUAUGACAUCAGGGCCGCCCCCCUAACCAUAAUCCUCGCCACCUUGGAAUUGAGAUAUGGCCUCAUGCGGGCAAUCGCCCCCGAGUACAGCAAAUACGAGUUUGAGGAUAUGGGGGGUUAUAGCACGGUUGCGCGACGCGAUCGCUCUCGGGAAGCCCAGGCGAUUUUCAAGCAUGCCAAUAAGAUCAAUAAGUGGUACCGUGUCGACGUUAUAGCGAUGCUGGCUGAGACUGGUCUACUGCGUGCGGAUGUGAUCAGGUUGCUCCACAAAUGGAAUGACACCGGCAUUAUCUUGCUUAAAACGGCUGGUGUCGAACACAGAUACAGGAUUCUCCGACCACUGCCGAGAACUGAUGCGCAGAUUGAGAGAAUCGUGGAAAGCCUCCACGCUGAUAUGGAGGCCCGCGAAGAAGACGCCCUGGCCCGUACACAGCAUGUUGCACACUUGAUUACCGCCAGCAAGUGUUACUCCUUGGCUUUGGCAGAACAUUUCGGCAUGGGACUCCCAGAUGGCAAGCGGGCCUGUGGUCAUUGCACAUACUGUCUUACCAAGCAACCGGUGGUCCUGCCUCCCAACCCCCCUGUGGCCGUCGACCUUGCUGGCAUCAAGAACGUCCUGCAAUCUUGCCGUGUGCGCGACGAUCCGAGGUUCCUCGCUAGAGUUGCCUUCGGAAUCAAAAGCCCCAGAAUUAUUCAACUCAAGCUGGACAAAUACCCCGUAUUCGGCUCCCUGGCAGACCACGAGUUCAAGGUGAGAAUCCACGUUGUAUAUCACUGA